AUUUACUUUUCUCUGCUAUGGUUAUGUCAAAUGAUUGGUCGAGUAAUUUUGAGCUCAUCUUUUUCGUAUUUUGUGAAUGUUUUGUAUAUUAUGAUAUUUCUAUCGGUUAUCAGAUGAAAUAUUAAACUUUACACGUCCAUCUAAAAACUGCAAUGUUAAGAUGAUGCCAUUAAAAGACAACCAAGAUGUGGCCACCUUCCUUGUUAUGAAACACUCCUGGAAGGGGAAGUACAAGAGAGUGUUUUCUAUUGGAACUCAUGGAAUUACCACAUACAACCCUGACCGCUUGGAAGUGACCAACAAGUGGCAGUAUUCAGAUGUGAUCACAUUGUCUUCAGCGAAGCAUUCCAACAUUGCCAACAAUAAUGAUUUCACACUGUUUAUGAAGAAAGAUAAGAAAAAUGAUUCAAUGAAGUUUUCGUCGGAACACAAAUCCCUUAUCAUAACUGAGGCUUUCAAGUACAGGCAUUUGUUUGCAGAGAAACCUAAAGAUAUUUAUAGAUAUCACUCGUACAAACACCAUUGGAGUGGCACUAGACUCCCCAUUGUUCUGGAAGUGGGACCAUGUUCUUUGGAACAACUUGAUCCUUCAACACAUACACUCCUAGCAAGCUAUCCUUACAGUGAUAUACAGGGAAUUCUCCAAGUAAGGGAUAUACCGGGAGGAUUUGUACUAGCUGUCGGCGGUUACAGUCGCCUACACCUGUUCUCCAAUGUUUUGGACCAUCAAAUAAUAAUAAACAAGAUGCUAGAAAUGGCCAAUUUGACUAUAAACAUCAGUAUUAAAGUGUUGUCAGCCACAAUCACUCUGGACGACUAUCAUAAUCAAAGAUUUGGCAAGUACAGUGGCGACCAACACCAAACGUCCCUCAGCGAGUUCAUGGUACACAAAGUGAACCCGGCGCGACACAUGGAGCCGAUGCGCAGAACCCUCUGCCUCUCCGACACUUGCAUACUGGAGAGAGAUCCACAGACUUACUCAGUAGUGUGCCUCAGGCCGCUGUGUGACGUGUUCGCUCUGGUGCGAGAUCCCGACCAUCCGCAGAAGUUCUCCAUUGAAUAUUUGAAUGGGCAAACACGGACUUAUUUGGCUGGAGAAAGGGACGCUCUGCUAGCGUCGCUGGUGGACGGCGUGCGCUCGGCCGGGCAGCGCGACGUGCACGUGCGCUCGUCGCGCACGCCGCGCGGCUACCGGCUCGGCCCGCUGCACCACCCCGUCGACGAGGAGACCGAGUCCAACCACUUGCGAUUAUUCCAGAACCCAGUGCAAGCGGGAGCUAAAGUGUUGUCGCGAGCGGAAGUAAUAGAAAGAUUCAAUGCCAACGUCGGCUACAGCGGCCUCAUAUACUCUGUCAGUCAAGAUGCUCGUCCCCUGUUGUGGCUGUUUCUUACGUGGGAUCUUCGUCUGUUUGCGGAGAACAAAGAGAAGUUGAUAACCGGCGCGUUGACGGCUAUAAUGACGAGUUGUCCGUCGGGCUCCAAUCUGCCACUGCGGGAGCUCGAAGCGCAGUUCCACGCGCUGCGGCGGCUGUGCGCGAGCAAAGUCGGGUUCGCUGCCUUCACCGCACUCUCAGGGUUCCGCGAGUGGAUGGGCAGCGCGGUAGUGAGCGCGCUGCGGCGCGAGUGCAGCGCGUGCUCGCACGCGGCGCUGGACGCGCUGUGCGCGCUGCUGCAGCCCAUGCACGCCGAGCCCGACCUGCGCCAGGAGCAGCUCAACAAGGCCAGCAUGCUCGCCUCGCAGACCUUCCUGGAGGGCUUGCUGUCCAUGUGGGCCACGCACGUUACAGCGGGCAGCGGCGCGUUAGUGGUAGCCGCCAUGUUGGAUUUCCUCACGUUCGCGCUGUGCGUGCCGUACAGCGAGACUACGGACGGGAAGCAGUUCGACCAGCUGCUGGAAAUGGUGGCCAGUCGGGGACGCAUCAUCUUUAAGCUGUUUGAGCAUCCGUCAGCGGCAAUAGUGAAAGGCGCUGGGUUAGUGGCCCGCGCGCUAGUGGAAGAAGGCAGCGGUGGGGUAGGCGCCAAGGUGCAAGCCCUGGCCUUGGCCGAAGCAGCGCUGCCAAGACACUUGCUGCACGCGUUAUAUACCACCGCGGCGCCCGCCAGAAUGCAGCGCCGGCAUCUGGCGAGGCAUCUCGUCGCGCUGUGGCUGGUGGAACACGGACCCGCUAACGAUCUGCUGAGAAGAAUCAUGCCAUCAGGUCUGCUAGCCUUUCUGGAGUCGGUGGAGGCCCCUCCCGCGGCGGCGUUGGAGGCGGAGCGCGUCGAGGAGCGCGACAACCUGCAGCUGGCGCAGGCGCAGGCCGCCAACCGGCCGCGCGCGCCGCACUGGGAGGCGCUGGAGCGACAGGUCAAAUACGUUGAGAAACAUAUAGAGCACUACGCGUCGCUAGCGCUGCAGCACUGGGCGCAGCGCACGCGCGGCCCCGACCCGCGCAAAGAGAUGCGUGAGCGGCCCGUGGUGCUGCGGCGGCGGCGCGAGCGCGUCAAGUCCACCGCCAACUGGCCCAUGUUCUACUACCAGUUCCACAGGGACCAUGCGCUGCCUAACCUUAUUUGGAACCACACUACUCGUGAAGAACUACGCAACGCUCUCGAGAACGAGCUACGCGCGUUUGCGAUGGACCGCGAGGUGGCGGGCGGCGCGCUAACCUCAUGGAACCACGCAGAACUCGAGGUGCACUACCAAUGUCUGCAGAACGAGGUCAAGAUAGGCGACUACUACUUAAGGAUACUUCUGGAACAGAAGGACAACGACGACAGUCCGAUACGAAAGUCGUACGAAUUUUUCAACGACCUGUAUCACCGGUUUCUAUCUACGCCAAAGGUCGAAAUGAAAUGCAUGUGUCUCCAGGCGAUGACUAUCGUAUACGGGCGAUAUUACGAAGAUAUCGGACCUUUCGCGGACACCAAAUAUAUAGUGCAAAUGUUAGAUAGAACAUGCGAUAAAAUGGAAAGGGACAGACUUGUACAGUUUUUAGCCAAAUUAAUUUUACACAAGAAAAAUGUUAGCGAAAUAUUAGAAUGGAACGGUAUAAGAAUACUAGUAGAUCUAAUGACGUUAGCGCACUUGCACACGUCGCGCGCGAUGGUGCCGACCCAGAGCAACGUCAUCGAGGGCCCGGCGCAGGGCGGCGACGGCGACCGCGAGUGGUACUAUAACGUGGAGACUGGGGACAAAGUGCAGAGGAAGGGGCCUGUCAGCUUUCAGCAGCUGAAGGAUCUAUACAAAAGUGGUGAAAUAAACAACAAAACAAAGUGCUGGGCGAACAGUAUGGAAGGCUGGCGCGCGCUGGGAGGCAUACCGCAGCUGCGGUGGAGCCUGGUGGCGCGGGGCGCGGCCGCACUCACCGAGACCGACCUGGCGGCCACUAUACUGGAUCUGUUGAUUGCUUGCGCGCGCUACUAUCCUAGUAGAGAUGAAGAAGACGCAAUAAUAAGACCUCUGCCACGAGUAAAAAGGACGCUUUCCGAGCCGGCCUGCUUAGCGCACGUUGUCCAGUUAUUGUUGACCUUUGACCCUAUACUUGUGGAAAAGGUAGCGACAUUACUAUACGAAGUAAUGCAGGACAAUCCGGAGAUAUCUAAGUUGUAUUUGACAGGGGUGUUCUACUUUAUGUUGUUGUACACUGGCUCCAAUCUGUUACCGAUCGCCAGGUUUUUGAGGCUCACUCACAUGAACCAGGCUUUUAGAGCAGACCAAUCAAGUUCGGAUAUAAUGCAGAGGUCUAUUCUGGGCCAAUUGCUGCCAGAAGCUAUGGUGUGCUAUUUAGAAAACCAUGGCUCGGACAAGUUUGCGCAAAUCUUUCUCGGAGAGUGGGACACGCCAGAGGCUAUAUGGAACUCUGAAAUGAGACGCAUGUUGAUAAUGAAAGUGUCGGCUCACAUCGGCGAGUUCACGCCGCGGCUGCGCGCGCACAUAGCGGCGCGCUACCCCUACCUCGCCAUCCCGGCGGUGGCCUACCCGCAGCUGCUCAACGAGCUGUUCUGCAACAUGUUCUACCUGCGCCACCUGUGCGACACGCAGCGCUUCCCCGACUGGCCUAUACCUGACCCGGUAGGUCUUCUGAAAGACGUGCUAGAGGCGUGGCGUCGCGAGGUGGACAAGAAGCCCGCGUCGAUGACCGCCGAGCAGGCCUACCUGGCGCUGGGCAUAGAGCCCGAACAACACGACGAGGCGGCCGUGAGGAAGGCCUACUACCGGCUUGCUCAACAGUUCCAUCCCGAUAAGAAUCCUGAGGGACGGGAUCGGUUUGAAGCAGUGAAUCAAGCUUACGAGUUCCUGUGCAGUAGAAACGUAUGGACAGGCGACGGGCCCAACACUAACAAUAUUCUGCUUAUUCUGCGAACACAAACCAUAUUGUUUCAACGAUAUUCAGAAGUGUUAUCGCCAUACAAAUACGCGGGCUACGGUGCUCUGCUGCGCACGGCGCGGCUCGAGGCGGAGGCAGAGUCACUGUUCGCACGCGACACCGCGCUGCUGCCCGCCGCCUGCGAGCUCGCGCACGCCACGCUCGCGUGCUCCGCGCUCAACGCUGAGGAGCUGUGCCGAGAGCGCGGCCUUGAGGUACUACAAGAGGCACUGUCCCGCUGCGUGUCGGUGCUGGGCGGCAGCAAGGAGGGCAGCACAGCGGCCGCCGUGUGCAUGCACUGCGCGCGCUGCUUUGCGGUCGCGGCACGCUUCCCGUCGUGCCGCGCCGCCGCGUCCGAGCUUGAACAACUCUGUGCCGACAUCGUGCCGCUGCUGAGGCGACCGGAGCUGGGCGAGACGGCGUGUGCGGGCGCGGAGGCGGUGGCGGCGCUGGCGGCGGACCCGCAGUGCCGCGCGCGCUUCGCCCGCGCGCACGUGCUGCACGCACUGCUGCCCGCCGUGCUGCGGUACGACUACACGCUGGCAGAGUCCGGCUUGCCCACCGAGGGGGAUAAUAAACAGGAGGUGGCAAACCGCCUGGCGACGCAGUGCGUGGGUGCGCUGGCGGCGCUGUACGGGCCGCACGAGGCGCCGAGCGAGGAGGACGACAGCGUGCGGGACGCGCUGCACAUGCUGCUCACGCCGCAUCUAUGCGAGAAGCUGGCCAGCGCAGACACGCACGAGCUUCUCAAAACUCUGACAUCCAACUGGAAAACGCCGUACCUGGUGUGGGACAACAGCACGCGGGCCGAGCUGCGAGAGGCGCUGCGCGCGCGGCCGGCGGGCGACGGCGGGCCGCUGGUGCCGCCGCUGCAGUACUCCGCGCACGAAGGCCUGCUGUCUGUGGGCGGGGUCUAUCUGGACAUUUACAACGAGCAGCCAGACUUCGCUAUUGAGAAUCCACAACAGUUUGUGUUGGAUCUGCUCAAAUUUAUUGAAGAAGAGACCCAGGCUGAGGCGGUAGAAGAGAAAGCUGAAAAUAUCACAUUAGCUUUGAAUGCUCUUGCCAAUUGUAUUAUGAAAAAUUCAGGCGUGGAAAUCCAAUGUAUCGGCCACUUCGGGUUGAUAUUCGGGCUGAUGUCCGCCCGUGCGCUUCCCGCGGCGUCUGAGGCGGCGGUGCAGGUGGCGGGCGCGGCCGCACGCAGUCGCGAGUGCGUGGAAGACAUCGCGGCGGGCGCGCUGCUGGGACACCUGCUGCCGCUGCUCACGCCCACCAGGCCGGACGCGCUCAACGCGCUCGCCGCGCUGCUGACCGCCACGCCGCUCGUACGCGAGGCGUUGGCUAAAGGUGCUGUGAUAUACUUAUUAGAUUUAUUCUGCAACUGUAAGAUACCAGAGAUAAGAGAGACUGCAGUGGAACUGCUCGCGAGGAUGAUGGCUGAUAAAUUGCAUGGACCAAAGGUACGUCUAAAGAUAUCGCGGUACGUGCCGAGCGUGUUCGCGGAGGCGAUGCGGGAGGCGGGCGCGGCGGGCGCGCUGCACACGUUCGACGCGGCGCACGAGCACCCCGAGCUGGUGUGGGGCGACGAGUUGCGGUCGCGCGUGCGGGCCAACCUGGCGCAACUACGAGACAGGCAUUACACGAACCAAAUUCGCGAUCCGUCAGUAUUAUUCGAGGAGCGCGACGCGUCGGAGGCGGGCGAGGAGGCGUGGGCGCCGCCCGGCGAGGUGGUGGUGGGCGGCGUGUACCUCAAGCUGUUCCUGCAGAACCCCACGUGGAGCCUGCGCAGUCCCAAGAAGUUCCUGCAGGAGCUGCUCUCUGAGACUCUUGCUUCGCUACAUAAGGACUCCACUGAGGGCAGCCGAGGAGACACGUGCGCGCGCGCGCUGGCGGCGCUGCUGCGUGCGCGGCCCGCAUUAUGUGAUGCGUGCGCGCAGUUGGGUGAGCUGCCCCGCCUCGCGCGCCUGCUGCCCGCCUGCCCCAAGCACGCCGUGCCCGUGCUGGCUGCGCUGGCGCAGACUCAGGCGUGCGUGAUGGCGAUGAGUCAGACCGACGUGAUGUCCGGACUGAAGACCGCGGUGAAGACGUGUCGAGAGGUGGUCGGCUCAGCAUGCGACGCGCUCGCCGCCAUAUUCAAUAGCACCGUCAACACGGACAAACUUGUUCUACAGGCGCUGGAGUCGGAACUGGUGAGCGAGCUGCUGGCGGUGCUGGAGGCGCGCGUGGAGGGCGGCGCGGCGGCGCGCGUGGUGGGCGCACUCAAGGCCAUGUGCCGCGGCGGCGCGCACGCGGAGCGCGUGCGGGCGCUGCUGGCGCGCUCGCCCGUGUGGGAGCAGUACUCGCAGCAGCGGCACGACCUCUUCAUCUCCGCGCACAACCACGCCUCCAUCGCCGCGGCGCCGCAGACGGCGGGGUACCUGUCGGCGCCGCCAUCCGCUCCGCCGGCGCACCCGCCGCCGCUCGACUGACCGACUCACCACCUCUCACACCUCACACCUCACACACCUCACACCUCUCACACCUCGCACACCUCAGUCACUGUCCACUGGAGCGAUUAUUGCUUACUGGUACAGAGAUCUCAUGUAUUUCAUUACUUUAAUUUACGGUAAUAUGUGUGUUAUAGCGAGUAAAUGGUGAAAAAUGUCUUAAUAUGAAUGAACGUGCAUUGUUUUCUUAUAUGCGUACGUGCGUAUGUACGUCUGUACGUCCAUGCGUGUUCACCAACUUUAAAGUUUGGAGUGACAUAUUCGUGUUUGAUACAGUGCCCUCUUAUGUUGUAAUUAUAGUACCUUAUUAUAGUCUCGUGAAUAUAUAUUUUUUUAUUCUUUACAAGUAAGCCCUUGACUACAAUCUGAUGGUAAAUGAUGAUGCAAUCUAAGAUGGAACUUGUUAUUAUUGUGUGAUAAAUGAAAUUUGAAUUUGAUACACCCACUGCUUUAAUUUUGAAAUUUCUAUAUUUAUUUAUCUUCUGAAGCUACAUCAUUCAAAAUUUAUAAAGGACAAAACAAAACUAUAGUAGUUCAGUGGUGGAUUUUUGAUCGUAGGUUCUAGGUCUUACGUCACAUCACAAUAAUAUUAUAAAGGCGAAAGUUUGUGUGUGUAAGUAUAUUUGUUCCUCCUAUAUGCUGCGGCUACUGAAACGAAGCGGAUUUUCUAAAAUUUUGAAUGGAAAUACAUUUUAUCCCGGUUAAAAAAUCCCUUAAAUUUAUUGGUUUAAAAAAGAUUUGUUAUGAACAGAAUUUAAAGCGAAUAGAAUCGCGGGCGUCCGCUAGUAUUUCAAUAUAGGUGGGCACUGGUAAUACCUAAUACGAUUAUUAAUAGAUUAUAGAUAUUAUAUACUGUGUAAAGAAACGUUUCUAUGUUAAUUUAAAAAGCCUAACAUUACAAAUUAUUAAAAAUAAUAUUUAAUCUUAUGGUUUUCGUUUCAUAAAAAAAAGUUGCUUGAAAUUAUGCUGCAAAAAUAAUUUUAAUUAUGUUUAAUUUAAUGUAUUUGUGUUACUUAUGAUUAUGUAUUCUAGUUAUGAAAUAAAUAAAACUGGACGAUUGUAUGUAUUUGGUAAACAAAGUAAACUAUAAACUGCCCAUUUGCGAUAACUUUAUUAACAUUAAUAAAAAUAAUAGCAUUAUAUAUAAAAAUACGAAUUUUUAAUGUAUUAUUAUUGCACAUUGGCUUAAAUAUAUGUGUAUAAAAAUAUGUUAAUUUUAGUUAUUUGAAUAAAUUGUAAUAUAAAUAAUUGUUAUGUAUUGGUAUAUUGGCGGUUUAGUCUCUACUACUUGCUAGUGCUUCUAAUAUAUUAUUAGAAAAUAUUAAAUAAUAUUAAAAAUUAUUUUGAAUAUAUUUUUAUUUGUAUCAUAACAUACCAUAUCAUUAAAAUGAUCCAAUUUGUUUCAAUGUUUUAUCAUAUAAAAUUUUAUUAUAUAUCUAUAUUACUACAAUCAAAAUUGUACUAUAAAGUAUAGCUAAAGAUGCAUUUUAUAUGUAGGAAAAUCCAGUAUUGGAAGUCCUAUUUAAAAAAAAAAUACUUUUCCAUUAAUUCCAUAAACACUAUAAAACAUAAAAAUUCCUGUAAUGUUACUUAACUUAACUAUUUUGUCGGAUCGGUAAUCUUCUCUCUUAAUACAGACUGACUACGGUUUUAUAGAGUUAAGCCAUUUCUUAAUAUUUAAUUAAUGGUUUUAUUAUUAACUUCCAUUCCAUGUUUUAUUUAGAUUGCUUGUGCCGUAGUACACACAGCCAAAUAUGGUAAUUGUUCAAAUUUAAUUUAACUUUUAUUCUAUUUGGUGAAAAAUUCUAAACUGAAUAUAAAUUGCCUGGAAAAAUUACCCAUUUUCAUAAUUUACAUAUUUUUUUUUUUUUUUUUUUUAAUAAAGACUGCCUUCAUAUUAGUUUAUUUUUCCCAGCACUUAUGUCGAAUUUUUUAACAAUGUAUGUAUUACUAUUUUACUGUAAUGUAUUAUUAAAACUAUCUUGUUUGGUAAAUAUAGAUUUUUAUAGAUAAUCUCCAAUUUAUUAGAAAAUGUUAUGAAUACGAAAAUCUCAGUUUAAGAAAUAAAUGAAAAAUGGUAUUAAAUUGGUUUUGAACCAAUAUUUAACUGACAGACUACCACUCUAAUAAGUUGUAAACUGAGAAGUCCUGGGUUCGAUCUUAUGUCGUAUUAUGUAAGAUGAUUGUUAUAUCACAAGCGAAUCAUCGGCUUGUUCGUUUUAAACUUUUGUAUGUUCAAUUACAAAUGAAAAAAAAAGUAAAGUACUUUUAAAGUGCAAGCCAUGAUCUUUUUUUAUCUUGCCAAGGCAUUAAUUUUCAAUUAGACUGAAAUCAUCAUCACAUAUUUCCAUGCACGACAUACUCAUACCAUGAUUUUUAAACUAUAUCCCUAAAUAUGAGAAAUAUGUUAUACAUUACCUAUGUUUAAAACUUAAAUAAUUUUAAGCUAUACAUGGAUUGUAUGAAAGAUUGUCCUGUAAGAAUCUUAGUGUGAUAUUAUUAUUAUGUAUAUAAAAAUUAAUAUUAAUGUUGUAUUUACUUUUUAGUCAUAUCAUAGUGUUAAGAAAAUUAUAGUCUGCGUUUACACUUGUGCUUGAAACGUGUCGGGUAGCGCUUGUCUUUAGUUUGUAUAUUAAAUGGUAUAUAUUAUUACAAAUUCAUUGUAUUUUGAUUUUCACUCUUAUUGAGUGAAAUAUCAAAAAAAAAAAUUCAAUGAUUGAAAGAAUUUCGAAUAAAAAUUAUUUUGUUCAAAUCAUUUUUAUUCAAACAAAAUUUAGUGUUAGUAGUUUUAGUUAGUACAACGUCAUUAAGGCUGAGUUCAGAUAUGUAUGUAUUACCGCACGAUUUAAAAGUCAUAUUUAUGGAAUCAAACUAUAAAAGACAAAGCGGUUGGCAGGUAGAAUCAGUAAUUAUACUAUGGCUAUGAAUCUCUAUGCACUAAUUUAAAAAACAUAGAAGGAAUAGCUCCAGGAUUAAGUGGCAGUAUUAAAAUAUGACAGGUCUUGGGUUUCAUUCCUUCCUUGGACUAUAAUCGUACUUCCUAGCAUUAAAGUGAUUAUGGAUAUGGCUAAUAUUCUUAGAAGGAAUUGUAAAUCGUGUAUAUACAUGAACUUAGGCUUAAUCGCUUGUUGAGAUGCAAAUAAAGCUUAGUAAUUUAACGAAUAUUUUUGUUUCGUCAACAUAAAUGGCAAGACUUUCAAUAUACUUUACUUAUUUUAUUGGCAAGUCCAAUCGUAGAUGUGGAUAUAAAACAAAUAAAUAUAACAAAAUCUUUGAUUAAAUGUUACAAUUUUAUUUUAUUAUUGAAUUAUUUAUCAUACUUGCAAAUGUUAUGCUAUUAAAAUAAUCAAGUGAUAUGUCUUUGUAAAUAAUGAAGACAAAGCGCUAGCUAAAGACAAACUAUGUGUAAACGUAUCAAGCAAUUUUGUGUUGCUCACAGUACGUCCUAAUUAUUUUAAUGAUAUGACGAAAACAUUGCGGUGGUCAUACACAGUGUGUUCCCGGUUUUAUAAAGCUUGUAGUGUAAAUCUCCAGUUAUUAUAAUUAAUUUCUGUUACAAGAUAAUUUCCUCUACAUUGGCUAUGAAGUAGUAAAUAUAAAUAUAGCCUAUGAAAGGGAGGGCAGAGGAUUUUAAAUAUCGAUUAAAUUAAAUAAUUAUCCACUUGCCACUAAUUGGUGUGUGAUGGAUUUGGCAGGCUGUGCCACUUUCGAAACAAGUUUUCAAAGGCAUAUUAU
Bicyclus anynana (squinting bush brown) is the source of this 10570-nucleotide messenger RNA. It is a transcript of the gene Rme-8, whose product is annotated as dnaJ homolog subfamily C member 13. NCBI's taxonomy places the organism in Eukaryota, Metazoa, Arthropoda, Insecta, Lepidoptera, Nymphalidae. Gene Ontology annotation, biological process: regulation of early endosome to late endosome transport; receptor-mediated endocytosis; endosome organization. Gene Ontology annotation, cellular component: endosome membrane. The record is from RefSeq and is a predicted model, not a curated record. Bases 161 to 6817 code for a protein of 2218 amino acids. The transcript is spliced from 39 exons.